AUAAACUCAAGUACGGUGAAAUUGUAGAAAAUGUCAGCGGCGAUUCAUGUGUUUAAAAGUUGGCGUUUGUUAAAACAUCCUCACUAAUCUUCGAGUCUGGCUGAAAUCAAGUGGUAUUCAAGACAGUGUGAGAAGACGAAAGCGAUGAAAUUUUGUGCGCUCAUCUUUCUGGUUUAUCUCGCAAUUGGCGCUGUUGCUGGCAAGAAAAACAAACUUUGCAGCAAAAUAUUGGACAAGUUGUCAGAUCUUGAGGACCUGAUUAACAAGAAACAGGACUGCUGCGAACCAAGUAAGAUGUAGAAGAUCGUUUCUGUUGUUUUUAACGUCACCGCUUUGUCGGUCCGUCGGUUCUGAAUUUUGGUUGGAUUAAAAGUUAUUGUUAACAUAGUUUGGAAAAUCCACAUUUAUCCAGUUAUGACUGAUUACCUUAUAGUUUUUCUCAUCUCAUACCUGCAGAGCCUGUCACGCCCCCAAGUUCCUGCAAAGAAAUAUACGACAAAGACAGGUAAGGAACGAACGAUCGUUAAAUUUGUGCCUGAGCGAGGGUGGAUGGCAAACAAACAUAUCAUGAAAAUCCUUUUACAAGAAAAGUGCGCAAAAGAAAACAACGUUGUAAAAAGCUAGAAAAAAGAAAGAAAAAAAGAAAAACAUGCAUGCAAAAUUUGAACGCAAAAUAAUUUAUGCCAGUUGAGAAUUUCACAUCUCGUCUCCGUUGCAUCUAAGGAUCAGUAAUUAUUAAUCACCAACGGGGGUCAUAGCAAAAUUUAUCUUAGCCCCCUCAGGCUCUGUGGUUAUCUGAUGACCCCACCCUCAUUGGCAAUUAAGUUUCUACAGUUCCCCUUUUAUACUCUGAUAGCGUAGACUGACCACCCCCCCCUCGGUUGCUCUCUAAAAACCUUGUGUUCCGCCUUAACUCUCCGACAUUCCCCCCCUUCUCUUUUCCCCUUCUAGCCUGGCGCUGACUAUUGAUUGCUCUAUUAUGUCUCAGAGAGUUCCGGUUUUUAUCCAGGGAUUUAUAUUUUUCCUAAUCGAUACCAGGAAUUGUGUGAGCGAUUCAAGAGAAUAUGAAGUAGACUGGAUUUGUUGGUUUUGUUCUCUUAUAUCGUGCUAGCGCGGCUCUGAGCUCCUAUUUGGCUGCACAUGUAACAAGCUCUCACCCGUUGGAAAUUUUAAGACGUCUCCGGCCUAUUAUCCCUGAUUUUGUUUAUCUCAGUAUUAUUCUCACUGACUGCAAUAGCGCCAAGCCAAGAAAAAACUUCUCCGCACGUAUUCUUUACGAUGUCACGCUGCGCUGCUUCUUUUUUGCGUUGCGUGACAUUCCAAAGAGCUACCGCGUAAGAUUCAAAGAACAUAACACACUGAUACUUUCUUAUUAGUGCCAGCCCAAACAAGGCGUAUGACCUCAAGCUAGGCGAUAAAGAUGUGUCUGUGUACUGUUCCAUGAGUGGGGAGCUUGGAGACUGCGGUGGUGGGGGAUGGACACUGGUCAUGAAGACUGACGGUGCAAAGGUAUUUCAAACAUGUUCAAGGUUUCAAAACCCUACCAACUCAUUGUUUUUUCGAAUGUAACGAAUGGAAACUUUGAUUCGUUUCUCUCACUCCUGUUUGUUUCCCAUAGUCUCUCUUAAAUCAGUGAAUGUUUUAUGGAGCACAUUAAAGGUCUUCGCUCAACCAGGAUGCAAUGCGGGCGUAGUGAACAUUCUCAGUAUUUUCUGUAUAAUAAUCUACUUGCCCUUCUAAUUGGCUGAAAACAAAUGCAUUUUCAUGUAACACGAGUGCAAAGUUGUAACAGGAAUGCAAAUUACAAAUAGCGCGUGCACGCUUUGAAAGUUCGUCUGUCUUGACUUCUGUGAUGUUCUUUUUCAUGUACUUUAUUAAAAGCAGUAACAUGGUUUCUCAUGCUUUCGUGAUAAGCACUUGAAAAUUUUUCAAAGACUACAAAUUUCACUUGACCUGCGGGCUCGUGCAAUUAUCUUGUCUUUGAAAAAUUUCCUCGUGCUUACCAAUACCAAAUUGCACUCCAAAUCAUUUUAUCAUCUGUACUUACAGAAAAGGAAAGUCUACCGUGUGUGUGAUAUUAUUCGACUAACACUAUGCAACCAUGAUCGAGAACCGGCUUUUAAUACCCUCGUCUAUUUUCGUCAAGUGUCUAUAGUGUAUUUUCUAUAUAUAUUUUUGUCGUUUGAUUCCGCGUUUGCGAAAAUGAAGCCAUCGAAAAGAGGCCGUCCUGCACAAUGGAAAGCCACCAUAUUAUAUGGUUUGUUAGAUCAAUUCUAAAAGCCUUGGGAUAAGUGACGAAUUUAUUCGAAGAAGGCGAAGCACUUCUUUUACGAAUCCUUUCUUUGCGUCUUGUGAAUGGCGUUUCACCGACACGAAUAAAUGUAUUUUAGAAUUCGAAGGUCUCCGUCUCUUUGUAAUACAAUUCGACGUUAAGGAUCGAGUCCCUGUUAAAUCUCUUGCUUUUGUACACUUUUGUCAAGUAUAUAACUUCUGAGUCUGAUAUUUCAGCCGCGAAUAGCGAUUGUACCGUGGCAAGAGAAUAUGUAUUGUCUUGAUCGUGGCUCAAAGUAGCUGUUUGGCCGUCUUACAAAUUCUUCAAUUUUGCCUUUGGCUCUGUCCUACAGACCGGAAACGUCGUCCAUUAUGAGCGAUUUAGUUUAGUUUUUCAGUGUCGUAAAACCGAAACCAAAGUAAUCACAACGGCCAAUCAAAAGAAAGAAAAAUAUCACGGACAGCCAAUGAGAACUCAUAGUAAAAACAACCAAACUGCCUAAAGCGCGGGAAAACGCAGCCGACCAAGUCGUGUUUAGUGUUAGUUUUACAUCUGAUCGGUUGAGUGGCACGAGUUUUAAUUCCUGGACCAAUCACAAUAGGAGGUAAAGCAAAACCAAUGAAAUCUCUGAUUACUUUCGACAUUCAGUUGAAAAUUCGUCGAUUGAGGCACUGGCCUGGUGAGAGAUUGGCGCGAGUUUGAUGAGCACUCAUAGAGCAAAGAGAAGCGAUACUGGUGCAGUCCGGUCCAGUCCCUAUAGACAUUAGGUUGAAAAUUGCCUUUUCUCCAAUGCACUGGAUACUAAGUUGAAAAUUUCCUUUUUCUCGCAGCAAACCUUUGUUUACGAUUCAAAAGUGUGGUCUUCAAUGUCUUCAGUCUCUCCCGAAAAUGGAGAUACCGGAUUGGAUCACCUGGAGACCCUGUUACCAACCUACUGGAGCACGUCCUUUUCCAAGAUAUGCCUUGGCAUGAAGAUCGAUGGAGUAACCAGGUUCUUGCGGCUGCAUCAGAAAGCAGACUCGUUGUAUGCCCUCAUUGGUGACGGUCAAUACCGUGCUACCUCGCUGGGUCGUGAUGUAUGGAAGAAGCUGAUUGGUCCCAAUGCCUCCCUUCAACGCAACUGUAAUCAAGAAGGCUUCAGUUCGCGUGUGACUAGUACCGGUCAUACUCGGGUUCGAAUUGGAAUCAUCUCUAAUCAAGAAGGAGAUUGUCAUACCCCUGAUUCCUUUAUCGGAUUUGGUGCAGGAGGGUCAGGAUUCAAAAACGCGUGUGGAAACGGAGCCUCGUGGGGUCCGGACAACGGAGACAAAAAUAUCAAGGCAUUUGGAUACAUUUUCGUUCAGUAAAGACGCUGAACUGCUCUGCUCAAGUAAAAAGUUGUAUGCGACAUGGAGCAAGCUCUUAUUUCAGUAAUGGGGAUUUAAGACGUCGGGUUUCGCUUCUGCUAUGAAAUACACGAACAAUAAAAGUGGGUUAAUGAAUGAAAAUAUUGUCUCUUGUAUUUUUGAGUUGAGUUGUAGAAGAAUCUGUCUUUUAGGUGUAUAACUUUCACUCCCUCCGAGAAGUUACUUUUCCUUAAACCAUAUUAACAUACUGUCUUUAUGAGUGCUUUUCCUCUCUUGACAACACAAUUCGUUUAGUAAGG
Pocillopora meandrina is the source of this 3917-nucleotide messenger RNA. The record is from the annotation of a GenBank genome assembly. NCBI's taxonomy places the organism in Eukaryota, Metazoa, Cnidaria, Anthozoa, Scleractinia, Pocilloporidae.